Molecule: messenger RNA, 693 nt
Organism: Naumovozyma castellii
Lineage: Eukaryota; Fungi; Ascomycota; Saccharomycetes; Saccharomycetales; Saccharomycetaceae
Gene: SUE1
Product: Sue1p
Exons: 1
Coding region: 1-693 (230 amino acids)
Source: RefSeq, a predicted model, not a curated record
AUGAAUGAAUGCAUGGAUGAACACACCGGGUCAAUCAGUCAACCAGCAAUCUCAAACAUGAUCAGAAUAGCAACACCGCAGAACAUCGCAGUCCUCCCCGCAACAAGAAUAAGACUAUUCUCCACCAUCAACAGCCUCCUCAGGGAACAACAACAAAAGACAACCGCCUCCAAGAACAAGACAAAGACAAGAAACUACUAUAGCUACCACUACCAUCCAUCCAAACGCGUGCCGGCCUCCCAAAACCAGGCCUCCGCCGCGGCACCCGAGGCGUCGUCCUCUACUACUGCACAAACAACGAGUGCACCCGCGACAUCCACCACGCCCGCUUUCAAAUACUCAAAUAAUAUUUUCAGGAAACUACCAAAGGUACCCAUGACAAGGUAUCUGGAAACGAAACAACUGUCCAAAGAGAUUUUGUUCGCAGGGUACAAACCCAUUAUGUACCCUGUUCGUGAAAACCCACUGUUUAAAUUGAAGAUUAAACAAGAAGAUGCCAAGAGAGAAAACGGGAACGAAAAGAGAGCCUUGGGUUCAUCCGUAUCACAUAAAUAUAAGGGUAUUUGGUCUACUUCUAUCCUCGGGUUACAAGAUUAUCCCGAAUGGAAUAACGUCCCCUGGAAUAACAUUAAAAAUUUGAAACCGUUCGAUGAGGAAUUAGCAUCAAUAACAAUCAAAAAGAACAAAAAAUAG